This is a messenger RNA of Caenorhabditis angaria, 3531 nucleotides long. The record is from the annotation of a GenBank genome assembly. Lineage: Eukaryota; Metazoa; Nematoda; Chromadorea; Rhabditida; Rhabditidae.
AUGAAGACUGACGAUCCCAUGUCUGACGGGUUGGAAACGGGUAAAAACGAUGAUUCUUUCAUGGAUUCUUCAGAUUCUCCAAUGGUUAGUUUUUUCACAAUUUCUAAUUGAAAAUAUUAAUUUUUGUUCAGAAAGUAUCAGACACUGAUAGAUUGAGAUCUCUGGUAAUUGAUGUUUUCGCAUUUGAUAAUAUGAAAAAUGAAACUAUCGAAGCGUAUUCGGAUGCUAUUUUGGAGUUGCAAGAUGUAAAUUUUACUGGUUCACCAAAAACUUUCCAAUCAAAUAUUACUGAAAUUGUUGGGAACGUUGUUGCACUCUCAAAUAGUCAAUCAUCUCAAUAUCAAUCAACAUCCGAUGGUCAGUGAUUUCUUAUCAAUCAGGUUUAAUUAGGGUUCAAUUAUUUUCUAGAUUCUUCAUAUUCUGUUGGAGUUCGUUUGGGUUUGCCAGAACUUGAGACAAUUUCUACAACGAAAUCACAUGCAGCUCUAAAUUUUCUGCUUUCGGCACAUAUGAAAUGUGUUCGAGCACAGCGUGAUGAAAGUCGAAAUGAAGAUGAAAAGCAAAUUUUGACUAUUAUUGAACAAUGUAUUUUUUCGAAUUUGUCUUCGGUGCUGAGAGGACAGUUUGAACCAUUGUGAGUUUUUUCUUUAUUGACAUAAAACACGUUGAGUAAAUAGAGACGAUUAUAAGAUUAUUGAAGAUAGAUUUUCAAUACUUAUUUUGUUUUAGAAUAUGUGGUCGAGACGCAAGAAUUUCGUUUAUCAAACGUGUUUAUGAAGAUAUGAUUACUGAAGCAUCUUUAAUUGGACUUAUUGCAUAUUGUUCUGAUUUAUCAGUUUCUGAUUCUUCAGCUUUAUCUGAAAUAUUCAAUCCAAUGUUUGAUAUUCAACGUGUUUGUGUUUCUAUUCAACACAUGGAAAAUACAAAUGGUGACGCAACAAUGUAUUUAAUUUAUCGUUUCAUUAUUCGUCUUCUGUCUGUAAAAAUUGGAUCAUCUCGACCAUUAUGCGAUCUUAUUGUUGAAAGAAAUGAUUUCAAUUUUAAAUCGAUUGCAAAGGAUAAUGGGAGAGAAGUUGCUUUGAUGUCUUAUUUGGGACCAUUUUUCAAUUUCGGUUUAGUCGCUGAUGAAAGAAAACCACUUACAAAAGCAUUUGAAGGUGCUCAUGAAGAUGGAAACAAAGAUACGAUACAAUUAGAAAUGAAACAAUAUCAACAAAGAUCUGCUGCUGUCAGAUCUUUGUUACACCAAAUUAUUCAUCAACUUGUUGCAAAUACAUCAACAAGAGGAAAAACUUUGCAAUGGAUUAGUGAUGUUAUAUCGAAAAAUCGAAAAAAGGCACAACUUCAUGCUGAUUCUUCUCAAUUAGUUCCAAAUCAUUAUAUUGCCAAUUUUCUGUUUGUUCUUUAUGAAUUAUCGGCAAAAAUUGGAUUGGACAAAGUCAAUCCUUUGUAUCCUUUCAAAUCAAAGUGUCUCGUUGAUAUCAAAGAAAAAACACGACUCAAAAUGGAUUUACAACAAGCAAGAGAAUAUUCUGCCAAAGUUGGUGAGUUAUUUUUAAAAAUUUCCUGGCGUUCUACAUUUAUUCUACAAAAAUGUUUUUCAGAUAACGAUACGGAGGAAAAGUUCACAACUGAAUGUUUUUUCCUCACAAUCGAAUGUCAACAUCUUGUUCUUGAGCCAAUAAAUAAUUUGAUUGGAGAAUUCAGUCGAUAUAUCAGUGAUUUGAAAAACAAAAUUGAAUCAAUUCGAUCAAAUAUCUUGAACAUUUUACAAGCUCAAAAUGUUGAUCGAGCUGCUUUGGAAGUGAAAUUGCAAAGAAAUGAAAUGAAAUUGAAAGUAUACAGUCAAGUUAGAGCAUGUUUGCGAACUCAAGUAAGAGAUCAAUACUUGAUUUCAAAUGCAUUGGAUUUUGCUAAUAAGCAACUUCUUUUAUUGCUUCAAUCAAUCGAUAAAAAUGGGUAAAUUUAUUUCACCAAAAAUAAUGUAAUAAUAUUUGUGUUUUUUCAGUGAUUUCUCUGGAACUUCUCAACAAUGGAAUUUCCCAUCCGAAGCACCAGAACAAUUUGCUGCAUAUCCAGAACAUUAUCUUGAAGAUAUUCUCCAUUUAUACAUUUUCGCAAUGCAACAAAUGAGAGAUGUUGUUCAUGAAAGAAGAAAUGAUUGGCCAGGUCAAUUAGUAUGCCUUUUCACAAAUAUGAAAUUAUUCAAUAAUCCGUUUUUGGUGGCGAAAUUAGUUGAAGUUAUCACAAGUACAACUCCAAUGUAUCAUCCAAAUCAAACAGCUUUGUUUUUCAAUAUGAUAAGUUUGCCAUUAUCAAAAGAGAAAUUACUUCCAAGUUUGAUUCGAUUUUAUUCGGAUUUUGAAGAUGGUGGAGAAUUUUAUGAGAAAUUCCGAGUUCGAAGAAAUAUUCAAAUUAUAUUUGAUCAUCUUUUCAAGGAUUAUUUGUAUAAAUCAAAAUUCAUGGAUAUGGCUCGAGAAUGUGGAACAGAAUUCAUCCGAUUUGUAAAUAUGAUUAUUAAUGAUGCAACAUGGUGUAUUGAUGAAAGUUUGGCUGGAUUGAAACAAAUUCACGAUGUUGAAAAAAUAAUGGAUAGAACUGAUGAAUGGAGUGCAACAUCACAAGAAGAACGAGAUCAACAAUUAGGAGUUUAUGAAGAAGCAAAAAGAAAAGUUAGCGGAUGGCUUAAUUAUGCAUUCGAAACUUUACGAUUGUUAGUUGCUCUAACUACUGAUUCACCACAUCCAUUUAUGACAUCUAUUCUUGGUGAAAGACUUGCGGCUAUGUUGAAUCAUAAUUUAUCACAAUUGUGUGGUAAUAAUUGUCAAGAUCUUAAGGUUUUUGAAAUAUAAUAUUUUAGAAAUAUAAUAUUCAACAAAAAAAUGAAUAUAUUUUUAGGUAAAAGAUGCUACUAAACGAUAUGGUUGGGAUCCUCGUCGAUUUGUUUCUCUUCUUAUUGAUAUUUAUCUCAAUUUACACAAUGAUCAAUUUGUUAAAUAUGUUGCAUAUGAUGAAAGAACAUAUACACCAACAACAAUGAAAGAUGUUCUUAAUCGAAUGGAUCAACGAAAAAUUGUAUCGAUUAGUCAAAUUGAAAGAUUCAAACGUUUGUUGGAUGAUGCCGAGAAAGAAUAUAUCGCAAAAGCUGAAUUCGAAGAAGAACUUGAUGAUGCUCCAGAAGAAUUCAAAGGUAUAUCUAAAAGUCUGAAAGUUUUAACUGGAACAGAUUUUUUUUGAAAAGAUAUUUUUCCAUAACAUGAUUUUAUUUAGAUCCGAUCAUGGAUGCAAUCAUGGUUGAUCCCGUAAAAUUACCAUCUGGACAUGUUAUGGAUCGAGCUGUUAUUGAACGUCAUUUAUUAAGUACACCUAAUAAUCCGUUUAAUCGUGCACCAUUAACUGCAGCAGAACUCGAACCACGUUAGUUUUAAACUCUCCCAGAAUAUUUUACUUUUAAAAAUUGUUUUUAUUUCAGAACCCGAACUAAAAGCUCAAAUCGAAUCAUGGAUCGCUCAAAAGCGUAAUAAAAAGUGA